AUGGCAACGAUCAAGGAUCAGCUGAUUCAGAAUCUUCUUAAGGAAGAUCAUAUCCCCCAGAAUAAGAUUACAGUUGUUGGGGUUCGUGCUGUCAGCAUGGCUUGUGCCACCAGAUUAAUGAAGGACUUGGCAGGUGAACUCACUCUUGUUGAAGUCAUGAAAGACAAAUUGAAGGGAGAGAUGAUGGAUCUCCAGCACAGCAGCCUUUUCCUUAGAACACCAAAAAUUGUCCCUGGCAAAGAUAAUAAUGUGACUGCAAACUCCAAACUGGUUAUUAUCAUGGCUGGGGCAUGUCAGCAAGAAGGAGAAAGUUGUCUUAGUUUGGUCCAGCUUAAGGUGAACAUCUUUACAUUCAUCAUUCCUAAUAUUGUCAAAUACAGCCCAAACAGCAAGUUGCUUAUUGUUUCCAAUCCAGUGGAUAACUUGACCUAUGUGGCUUGGAAGAUAAAUGGCUGUUCCAAAAACCACGUUAUUGGAAGUAGUUGCAAUCCGGAUUCAGCCCGGUUCCAUUACCUAAUGUGGGAAAGGCUGGAAGUUCACCCAUUAAGCUGUCAUGGGUGGGUCCUUGGAGAGCAUGGAGACUCCAGUAUGCCUGUAUGGAGUGGAGUAAAUGUUGCUGGUGUCUCUCCGAAGAAUGCACCCUUAGGCACUGAUGCAGAUGAGGAACAGUGGAAAGAGUUUCACAAACAGGUGGUUGACAGUGCCUAUGAGGUGAUCAAACUGAAAGGCUACACUUCCUGGGCCAUUGCAGAUGUGGCAGAUUUGGCAGAAAGUAGAAAGUAUAAUGAAGAAUCUUGGCGGGUGCAUCCAAUUUCUACCAUGAUUAAGGGUCUCUACAGAAUAAAAGAUGUCCUCCUUAGUGUUCCUUGCAUCUUGAGACAGAAUGGAAUCUUCGAUGCUGUGAAGGUGACUCUAACUCCUGAGGAAGAGGUCCGUUUGAAUGAGAGUGCAGAUACACUGUGGGGAAUCCAAAAGGAGCUGCAGUUUUAA
This is a messenger RNA of Canis lupus familiaris (dog), 990 nucleotides long. RefSeq names its product L-lactate dehydrogenase A chain-like. Lineage: Eukaryota; Metazoa; Chordata; Mammalia; Carnivora; Canidae. Gene Ontology annotation, molecular function: L-lactate dehydrogenase (NAD+) activity. Gene Ontology annotation, biological process: carboxylic acid metabolic process. The record is from RefSeq and is a predicted model, not a curated record.